AUGUCAAUAUCGUGGAGCAAUGAAGAAACUUUCAAGUUUAUUGAUUUAUAUCAAUCUGAGCCCGCACUUUGGGACCUAAAUACUGCACUGCACAAGGAUAAGAACAAGGUGAAUGAUGCAUGGAAUCGCAUUGCAGACUCCCUGCAAAUUCCUGUUUCGGAACUUAAAAAAAAUAAAGAGACAUUGAUGUCAGCAUUUCGGAUGCAUUUCAAAAAAAACAAGAUUCGAUCCGAUCUGGCUAUUCUCAAUAAAGACCAACAAAAUAAAAUAGAGGACGACUGCGAUUUGUAUGGGAGGCUUCUUGCUAACAAACUCAGAAAAUAUUCAGAUAAUGAGAGACAAGAAAUAAUGUACGAUAUUGAUGGAUUACUAUUAAACGGCGUCGCAAUUGUAGUCCUCACCACCAGCUAUUCUUGUCCAUCACCGUCGUCACCUUGGAUCAAUCGCCCCUCAUCAUUAACGUCUUCAAAUCAUUCUUAUAUUAUAAUUACUUCUCCUAUACAAAGCCCAUCACCAAUUCCACCUGCGCAAACUCCAUCCCCUCUUCCACCUACUGAACUCCCUAAUGCCUCAUACACACAAGAAGUCGUUUAUCAAUCCCCCAACAGAAUCCAUACACCUGUCCCUACGAUCCAUAUACCUGAGGGAUCCAUGCAAAUAAUUUCUGACGAAUUGUAUUCUCAGACACAGAGUCAGUCUGAAAAUAUUUUGGCUGAUGCUUAUGCAAGAGCUUUGAAUAACGAUUGUAAAAUAACCAAUUAA
Messenger RNA from Pieris macdunnoughi, 762 nucleotides. The record is from the annotation of a GenBank genome assembly. Lineage: Eukaryota; Metazoa; Arthropoda; Insecta; Lepidoptera; Pieridae.